AAGCAAAAAAAGAGAAAAAAAAAGGUAACAGAGGGUUUUAGGGUUAAUUUAUGUUCGAUUUAGCUGAGUAAUUGAUUUAUUAUUCUUCUUCAAAUUUCUGUUUCUUCUUUGUUUUGAUUUUAUUAUUUCAAAACUCCAAAAAAAAAAAAAAAUUGUGAUUGAAGCUCUUGAUGUCUACGGUGGCGAAGGCGGUGACUGGAAGUGGAUUACGGGAGAAGACGGCAGCGUCACUGGUCAAUUCCUUCCGAUUAGCGUCUGUGACUCAACGUUUACGUUACCACAUUCAAGUCGGACCUAAGACUGAUUCUAAGGAGUUUCAGAUCUGUUGCAUCUCUUUCGCCAAAGGCAUUGAUUUUGCUAUAGCCAACAAUGAUAUUCCCAAGAAGGUUGAAGAGUUCCCCGGGUUGCUCAAACAGGUGUGCCGUCAUGGAACUGAUGUGUACACUAAGACGGCUGUUAUGGUGCUCAUGAUCUCUAUCAAGCAUGCUUGUCAACUGGGAUGGUUUUCGGAUAGCGAGAGUCAAGAACUUCUAGCUCUUGGUGAUGAGAUAAGGACUAGUUUUGGGUGUUCUGGAAGCACUAUCACUGGCAUCAACAGUCCCGGCAGUACAUUUUCGCAGAUCAUGGAGAAGUUCUAUCCGUUUGUGAAGCUUGGUCAUGUUCUUGUUUCUUUUGAAGUGAAGGCUGGCUACAAAAUGCUGGCGCAUGAUUUCCAUAUCUCAAAGAAUAUGCCACAUUCACUCCAACAGAAAAUUCGGCUAUUUGUUGCCCAAACAGACAACAUAGACACGUCUGCCUGUAUUGCAAAUCCUCCAGAAGUCAGCUUCCUGUUAAAUGGAAAGGGGGUAGAGAAGAGAGUUAAUAUUGCAAUGGAUUCAGGGCCUCAACUCCCUACAAAUGUUACUGCACAGCUGAAGUACGGAACUAAUCUUCUCCAAGUGAUGGGGAAUUUUAAGGGUAAUUGCAUCAUCAUAAUUGCAUUUACGGGAGUGGUAAUGCCGCCUGAACAACCUGUUCUUAAAGAUUACCUUCAGUCCAAAGUCAUUGAAUCAAGUCCAGAUUCAGACAUCAUUGAGGGGGCAUCACGAGUAUCUCUCAAUUGUCCUAUAAGUCGCAGGCGGAUCAAGCUUCCAGUCAAGGGCCAGUUGUGUAAACAUCUUCAGGCUUUUGAUUUCUCAAACUAUGUCAACAUAAAUAUGAGAAAUCCAUCCUGGCGCUGCCCACAUUGCAAUCAACCUGUUUGCUACCCUGACAUACGUUUAGAUCAAAACAUGGCCAAGAUAUUAAAAGAUGUGGGACACGACGCUGCUGGUGUAAUCAUCGAUGCUGAUGGUUCAUGGAAGGUUGCAAAGAAAACUGACCAGAGAGUGGAACCUGUGAGUGAGAUCAUUCAUGAUCUAGAAGACCCAAUGAGCUUGUUAAACUCUGGUCCAGUUGUUUUUGAUCUAACGGGGGAUGAUGAUGAUGAUGAUGCCGAAAUGGAAGUUUUUGGUGACAACAAGGUUGAGGAUCGGAAGCCCUGUUUGUCUGAUGCUCAGGGUCAAUCUAAUAAUAACACAAAUAAAGAAGCUUCAAACGAUGAUUACUGUUCGAUAUUCGAUAUAUCUGAUGUGAUCGCACUUGACCCGGUAAUAUUAUCUGCUUUGGAAAACACUGCGCCACAACCGCAUCAAGCUUCGAAUACUGGAACAGGUCAACAAUACUCAAACUUGUCCCAAACACCCAUGUCCAUAGAUCCAAUGCUGGUACCUGUGCCAUUCUCACAGACACCAUCUCCAAGAGAUAGACCAGCAACUACGUCCACUGGCUUCACCAUACCGAAUCCCUCUCCGCAAGUAUCUCAGGUUCAUGCUUCAUCUGUUACCCCCACUGGAACAUAUCUUGGUAGAGCCUCUAGUCCGAGAUUGAACCAGACUUAUCCAUAUCAAGCGUCAUCAAUGACAACUCCAUAUCAGAGCCGGAAGGUCCCAAUUCCAGCUACGAGCCAGUCGCCAGCGAAUAUUUCGUCUUAUGUUCAGUCUCAGCAUGUCCCUAGAGUACUCAGCCAGCCUAAUAGUUAUGGCAUCAGAGGUCUAACCAGUAAUAACCAUGUAAGCACUCAAAGGCAGCACUCAAGUGGUCCACCUGUUCAAUCUGUUUCUCGAACCAGUGACCUAAUGGAUGUAGAUUUGACCGCUCCUGACACAACCAACUGGCGCCCGAGAAUGCGAGGCAGUCUUGUGCCCGGUUCUCAUUCCACUGCUCUUGACCACAUGAUCAUCCGACCUACCCAACAGUCUCAAACUUCCACUAGGCUUACCAGUUCACAGCCGGUUCAGACACCAUUGAUUCAAACCUCUCAAGCUCAGUCACCUUUUUCAACGGCUGCUUAUAGAACCGAGGCAGUUAUAGGAAACCGAAACCAUCCGGUGCCCGCUCCUACUGUCGCGAGGCCUACCGGACCGACAUCAUCAUGGAACUUGAGAGGGUAGAACGAAGGGAAGUUGGCACUUAGGAGUUAAAAGACAACACUAACAUAAUAAACUUUAGUGUAAUUUAUCACUUUCCCACGGCAUGAACAGAGUUUAGGA
Messenger RNA from Camelina sativa (false flax), 2570 nucleotides. The record is from RefSeq and is a predicted model, not a curated record. NCBI's taxonomy places the organism in Eukaryota, Viridiplantae, Streptophyta, Magnoliopsida, Brassicales, Brassicaceae.